CUCGAUUUAUCCUUAUGCGCCAGAGGUAUGUGUCUGUGUGUGUGUACUUCAUAGUACUUAUAUAGGUACAUGCCUACAUACCAUAGUGCCGGGGUAUGUUUGUAACCCGGUCGCGGUAAGGAUCUGAAAGCAAAUGUGGAAAGCUUCCUGUCCUUAAUAGUUUUCCCGGUCCGUCGAUGCUUCUGAUUCGCUCGUGCUACUAAAACUGUGAGAUGGAUCAAGAAGCUUGGUCGACCUCACCUCGAUUUUCCUCCGUUUCUAUUUCUUUUUUCUUCUUUUUAUGUCAGCUUCUAUCAACACUCUGAAAGCUCCAUAACCCUCAACACAACACUUCCAACGAAUCUCUACAUAGUGACGCUUUACAGCUCGCAUAUUCCAUCAGCUCUGGCCUCCUCAUACAACUUAUCGCAUACUGUGUGUCUUCUUUAACCAGCUUUUCUGACGUCAUCAAUAUGGCCGACAGCACGAUCAACGGCAUCGAUAAAGUCGCGACCAGCGAAGCGACAGUAGCCGUGUCGCAGCCCAGUAUCCCACCAGUUGCAAAAGACCUUGUCACCGCUGGAGAAGAGUCUAAGGAGCCGUCAGCUGCGACAAAUAACGAAACUCCUGGGGCUGCGCCUACGACUGUGCCAGACUCCGAAAUCCCGGCGCAAAUCAAUGCUGUUACCACUGAUUCAAAGGAGUUGACCGAGAAGAUAGACGCUGCGAACGAGUUGGCUUCACAGCCGGAGAAGCCGGAGAAGCUUGCCGAUGAUGUAUCUGCAGAACCCGCUUCUACAGAGACGGCGACAGCUGAUGCAUCAUCAGCUCCCAAUGGUGAAGCUAAAGAACCUCCUAAGCCCGUCAGUGUCGAGGAGGUCCGCGACCAAGACAUGCCAGACGCAGCCCCAACUCAACCAGCCGAAAUGACCGGAGCGCUACCCGUCAAAGAACCGGCAAAUGACGAUGCGCCGAAGGCUGAUCCCGCGCCAACUACCGCCGAGCCUACCGAAUCUGACAAAUCUGAGGCUAAUGCUGGAGAGAAGCGCAAGUCAAGCGUAUCUGAAGCGUCCACUGGCGACGUCGCGCACAACGAGUCUCCGGAAGACGCGCCCGCCGAGAAGAAGCAAAAGACCAACGGAGCCGCUACUAACGGCGCGCCCAAGAAAGUCGGCCGGCCGAAGAAAGAAUCUAAGAAAGAUAAGAAGGCACCGCCUCCCGUCGGAAGGACGGCGAGAAAGACUAGAAGCCAAGGCACCGCGGACUAAACCCCAUUCAUGCUUAGAAAACAAGAUUGAUGAAUGAUUUCGGUUGGUUCCUAACCCCCUUCCUUAAGUUAGGUACCUACCUAGGUAUACAUCGAUUCGAUUAUCUAAAAAGACUACUAUGUAUGGAUGAACUGGGAUUCUUGGAGGCGCUGGUGGGGAGUCGCCGUUCACUCAGGAUUUUCGGGGCGUAAUAUGUUGUGCGUUCAUACUGGUUUGUACAUAUUGGUACUUGAAUGAUAAAAAGCCAUAUCACGAGAGCACCGCCUAGGGAUCGAUUCGCCUUUAUUAUUUUUAUUGUUUUUUUUUUUCUUUUUGGGUGUAUACAUGAUACGGAAAUCCGAAGUGGAUAAUGGGAUCAUGUAUGGUGCGACACAAAUACAACGUAGCGUUAGGUAGCAAAAAAGAUAGGACAUGUUA
Messenger RNA from Daldinia caldariorum, 1664 nucleotides. RefSeq lists its product as uncharacterized. Bases 453 to 1247 code for a protein of 264 amino acids. The transcript is spliced from 2 exons. NCBI's taxonomy places the organism in Eukaryota, Fungi, Ascomycota, Sordariomycetes, Xylariales, Hypoxylaceae. The record is from RefSeq and is a predicted model, not a curated record.